Pseudomyrmex gracilis is the source of this 3404-nucleotide messenger RNA. RefSeq names its product AP-3 complex subunit beta-2 (gene rb). Gene Ontology annotation, biological process: vesicle-mediated transport; intracellular protein transport. Lineage: Eukaryota; Metazoa; Arthropoda; Insecta; Hymenoptera; Formicidae. Gene Ontology annotation, cellular component: AP-3 adaptor complex; membrane coat. The record is from RefSeq and is a predicted model, not a curated record. The coding region runs from base 313 to 3336 and encodes 1007 amino acids. The transcript is spliced from 10 exons.
UACAAUUUGCGACGGAAAUAAUUAAAUAAACACCGAUAUCUGACAUAAAAAAUCGAUGCAUCGAUAUAAUGAUAAGGAAAACAUCAAACCAAUUAAUCGAUUAUUAAAAAGAAAACUAUCGUUCAUUUCGAUUAAUCGUAAAAUAUCGCUCAUCCCUAAGAAUGGCGUAUGGACUAACUUAAAUCGGUCCUUUGAGCCAUAUAUGCACCAAACCAGACCUCAGUCUUCUCUCUGCUUGUUAAUUGUAUAAAACGUGUACAAGGAUAUUUAGUUUUUGUAAAAAAAAGUUAUUGUUCAGCACAGGGUAGAAAAAUGCUAACAGCAGCAGCAAACACAUUGUCUAAUAACGGUGGUUCUUACAGCAAUGAAAGACCAUCUCUUGCAGGUGACAUGGAUCUUGCAACUGAUCCAGCCUCUGGUGGAUUUUUCCACUCUGAUUAUAAAAAACAUGAAGAUCUGAAGGAAAUGUUAGAUAGUAAUAAAGAUGGACUUAAGCUGGAAGCUAUGAAACGUAUAAUUGGGAUGGUAGCUAAAGGCAGAGAUGCAUCAGAAUUGUUUCCAGCUGUUGUAAAGAAUGUAGUAUCUAAGAACAUAGAAGUAAAAAAGUUGGUGUAUGUUUAUCUAGUUCGGUAUGCAGAAGAUCAACAAGAUCUUGCUUUAUUAUCUAUAUCAACAUUUCAAAGAGCUUUGAAGGAUCCUAAUCAGCUAAUAAGAGCAAGUGCUUUACGAGUACUAUCUAGUAUACGAGUCUCUAUGAUAGUACCUAUUGUAAUGCUUGCAAUUAAAGAUUCAGCUAGUGACAUGUCACCUUAUGUAAGAAAAACUGCUGCCCAUGCCAUUCCUAAAUUGUACUCGUUGGAUCCUGAGCAAAAGGAAGAGUUAAUAAGUGUACUUGAAAAAUUGUUAUCUGACAAAACUACACUUGUUGUUGGUUCAGCAGUAAUGGCCUUUGAAGAAGUAUGUCCAGAAAGAAUAGAUCUUAUUCACAAAAAUUAUCGAAAAUUGUGUAAUUUAUUGGUAGAUGUUGAUGAAUGGGGCCAAGUGGUUAUUGUUAAUAUGCUUACUAGAUAUGCCAGAACACAAUUUGUUAAUCCAAAUAUUGAUAAUUUAGAUGAUGAUGUAAGUCGGCCAUUUUAUGAUUCGGAUUCUGAUUCUUCUAAUACAAAGAAACUAAAGUUCACAUUAGAUCCUGAUCAUCGCUUAUUGUUAAGGAAUACAAAACCUUUGUUACAAAGUCGAAAUGCAUCUGUAGUAAUGGCGGUUGCUCAGUUGUAUCAUCAUGCAGCACCUAGAAGUGAAGUUAUGACUGCUGCAAAAGCACUGAUAAGAUUGUUGAGAGGUCAUCGAGAAGUACAGAGUAUUGUGCUUCAUUGUAUUGCAAGCAUAUCAAUCACAAGAAAGGGAAUGUUUGAGCCUUUUUUGAAAUCGUUCUUUGUGCGAACUUCUGAUCCCACUCAUAUAAAACUUCUGAAACUUGAUAUUUUAACAAACUUGGCAACUGAAACAAGUAUCAGCGUUAUAUUGAGAGAAUUUCAGACUUAUAUCUCCAGCAAUGAUAAGGAAUUUGUUGGUGCUAGUAUCCAAGCAAUCGGUAGAUGUGCAAGUAAUAUUAAAGAAGUCACUGAUAUGUGUCUAAAUGGAUUAGUGUCUUUGUUAAGCAAUAGAGAUGAGGCUAUUGUGGCUGAAAGUGUUGUGGUAAUAAAGAAACUUCUACAAACACAGCCAAAUGAACACAAAGAUAUAAUUGCUCAUAUGGCUAAGUUGAUGGAUUUUAUAACAAUACCACAAGCCAGAGCUUCUAUCUUGUGGCUUUUAGGCGAAUAUUCCGAUAGAGUUCCUAAAAUAGCACCAGACGUACUUCGAAAAAUGGCCAAGAAUUUCGUUAACGAACAGGAUAUAGUAAAGUUACAAACCUUGAAUCUGGCAGUGAAACUGUGUCUGAACAAUCCUACACAGACAAAACCAUUCUGUCAAUAUGUCUUUCAGCUUGCAAAAUAUGAUCAAAAUUAUGACAUCAGAGAUAGAGCUCGUUUUUUGCGACACUUUAUUUUCGAAAAUGAAGGCAACGUAAAGAAACUUGCGCAAUUUACUAAGAGAAUCUUUCUUGCACGAAAACCGGCGCCGACGUUGACAUCUAGAUUUAAAGAGACAGAAUAUCAAUUAGGUACAUUGUCUCAUUAUCUAGAUAUGCCAUGUGCGGGUUAUCGGCCAUUACCACCUUUUCCAGAAGUAACUCAAGAUCCAUCCGUACGAGAUGUUGCACUAUCAAUUACACAAGAUUAUAGAGAGGAACGAUAUAAUAGAAAAGAAAAGGAAAAGAAGAAAAAUAAAGAAAAGGAGAAGCCAUUCUACAGUGACGAAGAAAGCACUCCUACUGGAGUAUCAGACAAUCAGUUGUCUGAUUCUUCAUCUAGCGAAUCUUCAGAUGAAACUGAUGAUUCUUCAGAAUACAUGAGUGAGUCUGAUAAAUCUGAGACAGGUAGAAAAAAUUUGGAGAUAAAGUCUGAUGAUUCUGAAAGUGAAUCAUCGAAUUCCGAAGAAUCGGAUUCUGAAGAAGAAGAAAGCGAAACUCAAGAAAGCGAAGAGGAGAAGUCAAAAGUUGUUAAGCAAGAAGCAACAGAAAAAUCAAAAAGCAACUUGGAUCUGUUGUUAGAUCUAAAUGAUGUUGUUCCAAUAACUCCUGUGAUGACACCUAGUUUAGGUGGUUUUUUUACCCCUGGUAAUCAAACAAUCACGGAUAAUGUCCGAGAAGUUUCAACAUCAUAUGUUCCAUUAAAAAAGACUAUUUUAUUGAACAGUAUAGUAGGACAUGGUUUAAAAAUUGAAUACAGAUUUACGCGAUCGCAGCAUUUAGUUAGUUCGAAUUUGGUUAGUAUCGAAUUAACAUUUUCUAACGAGAGUAACUAUGCCAUUAAAGAAAUCCAGAUAGGAAAUGAGAUUUUGCAAAAGGAGAUGUUUAUUCUCAAUUUUCCACAAAUAACAGUGCUUGAUAUAAAUGCAAUAUUCUCUUCUACAUUAGGCGUUAAUUUUAACGAUUCUACACAAUCAGCAAAUUUUAAUAUUGAUUUUGUGAUUAACGACGAGAAAUAUUCAUGUCCGGUCAGUAUAAAACCACCAAUCGGAGAAAUAAUAAGAUCUGUGACUUUGCCCGAAGGUAUGUUUAAUGCAGAAAGAGCAAAAUUAAAAGGAAUGAACGAGCACUUAGCAAAAAUAUCAUAUUCUGGAAACAAAAACGCACUUUUACAAAAAGUGUUUGAAAUUGCAAACGUCGCAAGAAUAUCUACUGAGGAUGAAGUAAUGCGAAUGUUCGGACAUCGUCUCCAGACAAAAAUGUAAGGAAUGUGUGCAUGUUCGUAUAAGUUCUAACAGAUGGCAUACAAAUACGAGUGCGUUAAAACAAGAAA